This is a messenger RNA of Sebastes umbrosus (honeycomb rockfish), 1337 nucleotides long. It is a transcript of the gene stoml3b, whose product is annotated as stomatin (EPB72)-like 3b. The record is from RefSeq and is a predicted model, not a curated record. Lineage: Eukaryota; Metazoa; Chordata; Actinopteri; Perciformes; Sebastidae. The transcript has 7 exons. Gene Ontology annotation, cellular component: plasma membrane. The coding region runs from base 95 to 946 and encodes 283 amino acids.
UGCAGCUUUAAAAGGCUGGGUGGAUCCCUCCUCUUCAGAUUCACUUCAACAAAAACCCUCUCAACACACUUCCCCUCUCAGUUGGAACUAGCACAUGGAAAUGGAGGACCAAAUGGAAAGCCAGAAGAGAAGAGGAAUAAGCAAAGACGAUUUAAUAUCUGAACGGACCGGUUCUUUGGGAUGCGUCGGUUGGUUCAUAGUCAUACUCUCUGGCUUCUUCUCAGUUUUACUCUUCCCCAUCACCAUCUGGUUUCUCCUGAAGAUUGUUCAAGAGUAUGAGCGCGCUGUCAUCUUCAGGCUGGGCCGCAUUACAGACAGGAAGGCUAAAGGACCAGGCAUUUUCUUUAUUUUGCCAUGUACUGACUCCUUUGUGAAAGUGGAUCUGCGUACAGUUUCAUUUGACAUCCCACCACAAGAGAUCCUGACCAAGGACUCAGUUACAGUUUCGGUGGACGGAGUGGUGUACUUCCGGGUCAGUGACCCCAUUGCCUCUGUGGCCAACGUGGCAAAUGCUGACUUCUCCACCCGUCUGCUGGCUCAAACCACCCUCAGAAAUGUCCUGGGGACGAAGAACCUGGCUGAGCUCUUGUCUGACCGCGAGGGCAUUGCUCACAGCAUGCAGGCCAGCCUGGAUGAAGCCACAGACGACUGGGGCAUCAAGGUGGAGCGUGUGGAGAUUAAAGACGUGAAGCUGCCACAUCAGCUGCAGAGAGCCAUGGCCGCCGAGGCAGAGGCUUCACGAGAGGCCAGAGCCAAGGUGAUUGCAGCAGAGGGUGAGAUGAACGCCUCUCGUGCCCUGAAGGAGGCGUCCCUUGUGAUCGCAGAGUCUCCAUCAGCCCUGCAGCUUCGCUACCUGCAGACUCUCAGCACCAUCGCAUCAGAGAAGAACUCCACCAUCAUCUUCCCCCUGCCCAUGGAUAUCAUAUCUCACUUCAUGAAGAAGUGAUACCUCAGUUUGUUCGUCCUCUAAAGUCAAUUUAAAUCAGAUUAAACAUGAAUUGGAUGGGAUCAGGGUACAUUUAUGUGGCUCCUUGUAAAAUAAACUCUCAGGAAGCAAGAUAUUGCUAUUGUGGACAUUAUCAGACUGAUCGUACAAACACCUGCAUGGUGUAUAAUAUACAAUAUAAACUGUGAUCAGCCCAGGCCUGCUAACCAAUGUGAUUGUGUUAAAUUUAGAGUAGUCAGCAUAGUUUACGUCUUUGAAUUAUUAUGAAACAUUGUAUCGUAUGUUGUUAAAACUAUAUAAUAGAUAGCUUCUUAUUCAUGAUAUUAUAUGAUGUAAUGUUGAUCAGUUGCAUAUUUUGAUACUGAAUUAAAUGUAAAGAGUUCAAAACUAA